UCAAAAUACAUAUUGCGCCAAAUAUUUGUUUCAAUUUUAGAUUAGAUAUUCUCUAAAUAUACAAAUUAUUUGGCCUAAUGCCAUCGGUUUGAUGUAUUCUUUGACAUGAAGGUGCGUAGACACAUGCUGCAAGCAAUUUAGCAUUGACAGUGGCUAGGGUUAUACGGUUUUGCCAACUUUGCUCUAUUGUUUACUUCUCUUAUGCAGAUAUAAAAUACGUAUGUAUACAAAGAAUGCCAACAUGUCGGACAAUAUAUGCUUAGAGGAACGUAUUAUAAAGGAUUGGCGGAAGUGGCUAGCAGUAGGUAACUCAUUCGAAUUGGAAAAGAAACGUAGUCUUAUGUGGAUCUGGCCAACUGAGAGUGAGUUACAAAAGUUCGGAUCAUUACUCGAGACACACAAAGUAAAGCAUAUACUUAGUAUUGGAUGUGGCAAUGGAUUAUUUGAGAGGAUAAUACAAGAAUGUUUGGGUACACGAGUUAGUGGUAUUAAAGUGGAUCGAGCAUGGUGGGAGAGUAAAUAUGCAGUUAAAAGUUUCAUUGAACUUAAUUAUUUUGACGAUUUCAAUAAAGAUGAAAUCAGUCUGGACAAAUAUCUCCAAAAGUGUUGUAAUUUAAAAAGUUGGAAUUUCGCACUGAUGUUUUGCUACUUCAACAACCGCGCUGCAUUUUACAAUUAUAUCGAAAUGUAUAAAGGAAAUAUACUCUUAAUAAUCGGACCAAAAAAUGGUGUUAGGAUAUUUACUGAACCAUUACCUCUAGAACCGCAUUUUCUUGAUACACAUCAUUGGGAGUUAAAAACUACGUUAAGCAUCGGAAAAGACGAUAUAAUAGCACUUUAUGUGAGAGCGCUUACUAGUUAAUUAUUAAACUUAUUUUAUUUUAAAUAAAAACAAAUGUAUUUAAAUAUGUA
Molecule: messenger RNA, 912 nt
Organism: Ceratitis capitata (Mediterranean fruit fly)
Lineage: Eukaryota; Metazoa; Arthropoda; Insecta; Diptera; Tephritidae
Exons: 3
Coding region: 221-862 (213 amino acids)
Source: RefSeq, a predicted model, not a curated record